This is a messenger RNA of Dunckerocampus dactyliophorus (ringed pipefish), 3532 nucleotides long. It is a transcript of the gene bloc1s5, whose product is annotated as biogenesis of lysosomal organelles complex-1, subunit 5, muted. The transcript is spliced from 5 exons. Lineage: Eukaryota; Metazoa; Chordata; Actinopteri; Syngnathiformes; Syngnathidae. The record is from RefSeq and is a predicted model, not a curated record. Bases 290 to 757 code for a protein of 155 amino acids. Gene Ontology annotation, cellular component: BLOC-1 complex; transport vesicle.
AGUAGUAGUGAAUGUUUGUUUGUUAUUCGUGUCAGCUGCCUUCGAUUCACAUGACUACACUAUGUUAACUAGUCGGAUUUUUUUUAAAUAGAACAUAAACAGACACAAUUAAAUACACUGGAUAUCGCAUUUAAAUCAUAGGUUACGUUUGUGCUCCGCCAGUUUGCUUAAAUUUUGGAGGAACAUAUUACUGCUAGUUUAGCAAUUAGCUUCCGGUGAGCCGCUAGCUAAAGUAAAGGGGAUUACAAUGAUAUUUUACUCAUGAAGAUCGUCUUUAGAGUUUGUAAACAUGGACAGGAUCAUUAAAGAUGUUGGCGAUAUCCAGUCUCGACUGUUUGACCACAGGCCCAUUGUCAAUGCAGAGAUCCGCUACUUUGUCAGAGAGUUUGAGGAGAAAAGAGGACACAGGGAGAGCCGACUGCUGGAGAACCUCCAUAAAAUGGUGCAAGAAACAAAUGAGCAAACGCUUCCUGCAGAUUUGGAAGGUAUAAAGCAGCAGCUGUCUAACGUCAUUGGCCGAUUAGAGGCUGCUAAUCACAUGGCAGAAAGAGUCCAGCAGAGGGAGCUAGAAGCACAGAAGAGCAGCCAGCUGCAGGAAAACAUGGAGCGUAUGAAAGAUGAGUGGGCAGACUUCCUGAAAGAGCAGCUGAGGCUGAAGGAAGAGGUGGAUGAAGAACAUGCCAAGGCUGUGGGACAAGUCAGCAUUCAGUACAGUGAAAAAAAGAAGGAUCUGGAUAAGUUAUUAUUGGAUAAUUAGCAAUGCCAAGUGAUAAACACAAAUCUUAACGGCCAGCUUUGCAUAAUAUAAAUAGUGCCACGAUUCUCAGAAAAACAAAUCACCUCAUCUACCGUUGAGAUAUUUUUAAAACGUUGGCCCAAAAAAAAAAGUUCAAAAGAGCUAUCAGUUGUAUUUAUAUUUAGUUAUUAAUUAGAGCAGUCAUUCAGAAGAAAAUCUAUAAAAUCUGCGGGGAAAAAAAUCUGACUUUUUGACGAAAUAAUUGAGGUACAUUGCAGUAAAUCCUGAUUGAAUUGAUGAAAGUGUAAUUCACCAACGUCGCCACUAGGUAGUGCAAGUACAUUGCGGUUAGACUACCGCUAAACAAUAAUAAAGAUGUAUGUGGGGAUAUUAUGUGGUCAUCGACUUGUACAACACACUUAUUUGUAGUAUUACAAUACAUGUUUAUGUACAACACAGACAUAUGGACGGUUUUGUGCUUUGUCUUCUAGAAGUUUCCAUGUUUUAUACUGGAAGUGUUUGGUCUGCAGCAGGCCUCCAUCAAAGGAAUUAGAAUAAAGCUGCUCAGGUGCAAGCUUUUUUUUUUCCAUUUGGCUCAUGUCUCCUUAAGCUCUCAUGCAAGGUCACGCUUCAUUUCCUUGGCCUGUGUGUGUCGUGUGCAUGUGGUCACGUGUGUCAAAGUAAGAGUCAGUGGUGGCGGGACGUGGUGGUCGCUAUGUCAAGAGAUCAGAGAGGGCACAGCCACGCCAGCAAAUGUUCACAGGAAAAGGGCCAGCGUCAAUUUGCCCUGUGCGCACUUUACUGAGGCGUGCGUGUGCUGGUGACGCGCUGCAGCUGUCCAACGUGGAGACAGCUCAUCAUGGCCUAAUAAGCAGUGACAAGACGGAAACAUGGUCGGCCUCUGCCAGCAAAGGCGCCUUUUUCAUCUGCCCUUGUUUAUUUUUUGGUUUGACUGGGAAGCAAGAAAAACAGAGCCUGUGAAAGGUCACAUCCAGAAGUGGGGAGAGACGAGGGCGGGGCCUCUUCUCAGGACUGACGUGACAAUGUUCACCACUCUAAGCUCUUCUAAUGAUUUUGGACUCCAGCUGGAUGGUGGCACAUAAAGACUACCUAACCAGCUAACCACACUUAACUACAUAUGUGUACCUUCAUACCCACCCAUUUGCCUACCUACCUACCCUCCUAUAUGUAUGUAUACAUACCCAUCUACCGUAUCUACUACCUACCAAGGUAUCUGCCUCCAGCAUGCACACUUGCACAGAGAUGCCGUCAGUCAAAACACUCAUUGUUAAGAAGCGAGCACUGUGUUCUUGUUCCUGUUUUCAGGGGCUCUCAUGCCAUAGCGCUGCGGUGGCCAGCGCCAACAUAAAUGCUAAAUAAAGGAAAGCCUGCAGCAAAGUCUGGAGCCCCAUUAGUCUCAAGGCCAUAAGAGAUAAGGGGACUGUAACAAACAGCAUGUGUGAUGUUUGAAACACCUGAAACAAUGCCUUAUCAUUUAAAACAACUGUUAUGUAUCAGCUUUGUCACGCAAUAACCGUGUUUUCACCCUUCUCUGACCCUGAUGAACUUUGGGAACCACCAACAAACCCCAUCAGUGUGCAUUUCCCAAUAUCCUGUAUCCUUCUUUACAGCUGCAAUUAUAGCAAACUAAUAAAACACCAGCGUUGUUAGGUUGGAACUUCCUUGAAGAAACAAAUAAAAUCCCAAGGACGGCUAAAGUUUCAACCAAACUUUGCAUUUUCUCCAAAGCCUACGUGAUCACCUUUCACUGGGGUCGACAGAUGAGAAAAAGCAGGUCUUCGGGACACAAUUUGAGUGCAGGAACAAUGGGAUGUAAGCUAUUCAUUCACCACAGCUUUCCUGGCAGCUUAUGAGAAUUCUCAACCUCUUUUUUUCCCCUAUUGUGCUACAAGCUGGGCCCCUGUUACUCAAUUACGGAGGGUCCCAAAUGAAAAUGCCAGUGAACAAAAGCACUGCACUUCCAAGUUAAUAAGCCAGCAUAACAACACUCCAGGGAGGCAGUGAUGCUUCCUGGGCGCAUGGUAAUGCAGGUGCUGAUAUGAAUUCUUUGGCUAUAGAGAAUGUGCUCCCCCCUCUCCAAGCUGCAGUAAAACUAAUUAAGAAACUGAUAUUUCUCAUGGGGAAAUUUAGCAGGCACGCUGGACAAUCUCCGCUUAGAAAAUGAGCACUGGGUGGCACAUAAAAGCCAUCAUUGCCAAGAAAUGGGGCUGAAAUUAAAUGGACCACUUUUUGCUAUAAAUGGCCUAAUGGUGAAAACUGACACGUGAACGUGUUACUUUUUUUUCCCCCCUGUACCUUCCACUAAGGAUGUUGGUUUCAUCGCUUGUAGAGGAACAACAAAGAAAGCAUUACUUAAGAAAAAAUACAUUAAAUUGUUUCAUUUGUUGUAUUUUUUUCGAUUAACUUAAUACUUUAGGUUUGCAUUGCAUUUGAUCAUGUAAUAUAUUUGUGUAAUAUAAUUGUGUGCGACAAGUUGACACAUUUUUAUUUUAAAUUUUAAUUUUUUUUAGUAUGCAGUCCAAGUAAGCCAUCAAAUCUUUGAUGUGGAUCUGGAUAAAGAUCCAUAAUUAUUUUUUUACCCCACUUUUGUUCAUCACUUUAAAACAUUAUUUAUUUUUAUUUUAUUUCAUUUGUAUUUAAUUUGAUUUCAUCUGUUAUUUACCUUAUUUUUAAUGAUAUUUAAAAAAGUGUUUGCCGCCUUCCUGGUUUCUUAUUUUCUGCAUGAUUGUCACACUUACAUGUUUCAGAUCAUCAAACAAAUGUAAAUAUUAGUUA